AGUAAAGAAACGGGGGGAGUUGCAUGGCCCAACAUUUUCGGCCGAGUUGCAUCAGAAAUCCUAAACUAUAUGAUCAUCCUGCCCAACCCUAAACUUUAUAAACCUCUCACUCUUCCCUCACUGAUAUGUAAUUCUGAAGCUCGAAUUGAUGAAGCUCUUUCCAGAGAACGAAGCACCCGAAAAUCCUUUGCAAAACAACUCAAAACCAGGACCAAAAGGAGCAUAUGAAGUUAAGCGAGUGAACAAUGGGUUGUACAUUAGGGUAGAUAUGCCAGGAGUAGCAUCAUCAGAUGAUGUUAAAAUUCACAAGAAGUCUGAUAAAUGUUCAAUUACCUUCUAUGGUAAAGCCCCAAAGUGUGAGGGUUGGCCCCUUGAUGACUCUCAAAGAGUUUAUGCUGGUUCUAUCUGUGUUGAUCGUGAUCCUCACUCGAUUCCUUUAGAAAAGACAUUCAAGAAUGGCUCUCUCAGGCUGUUUUUACCCGGAGUAGAUGGAAACCUUUGCUUUCUUACAAAUCAAGAACCUGUUCUUUGUCAAAAUCCUGCGAAUGAGCAAGUCCAUCAACCUGAUGUCCUUAUAGCCGGAUUGGUUAGCAUAAAACGUCAUAAGCCUGAUUGUCGUUGCUGUAAAGGACAACAUGCAGACAUCGAAGAAAGAAGAUGCAGUGGAGAUAUGUCUUACAUAAACCCAUCGAUCCUGCAAGGGGUUAGAGGUGUAUUUGAAACAAAAAUCGUCAAGGAAAAAGAUGGGGAUGAGUGGGGGAUGUAUUUCAGGCUUGACAUGCCGGGUUUUAGUACUGCAAGAAUGUGCGAAGUGAAGGUGGAGAAGGAUCACUGUAUAAUUUUUGGACCAAUGGGCUCAAAAGAGUAUCAUCUUGAUGAAGGAGGGCGGUCUUACUUUUGUAAACUGACCUUAGGCUGUAAUUGUUGUUACUUCUACUCACAUAGUGCCAUACAUGAACUUAGAGAUGGUGUGAUGAGGAUGUGGUGUAGAAUAAAACCAACGGGCAAUAAGAACAAGUCAGCAGCAAAGUUUAACACAUCUUCUGCAUCAUCACGGCGUGGGACAAAUAACUCUCGUCGGAUCUAAUCUUGCACCAUAACACAGAUGUAGCUAGCUCGAGUUGAUCAUUUAUAAAAAUCUUGAAAUUGCUCUACUGCUUUUGUUGUUAGGUUCAUUUGAUUUCUCCUCCAACGCAGAUGAAUGUUAUAUGGUAGUUUAGGUAUUUAGGGGACAGCUACUAGCUAUAAUUAUACAUAGUAAGGCAGGGACUAUUUGAUGUUAUUUAUGCUGCUUGCACAAGCUAUGUCUAUUGAUACUGUUGUAGGCUGUGUGUAGCUUGCUGGUGUUUGUUCUCGUUCUGGAGGUAUGUAUGCAGACUUGAUCACAGCGGUUUGUUUUUGAUGCAAUAUAAAUACCUUACAUUGCCGGUCAAAAAAAGUGUGUUUGUUACUUAGUUAAGGAAUAUUAGUAGUUAAGUGGGUCUUUUGCCUCCACUUUGUUCUCACGUUUCUAGUUUAUAGGAAGUAGUAGUUAUGUUUCUUUAAUUUAUUAUCUAAGCACUUGUAUUUCCUUUUUCUAAGUGUAUGAGAAGCAAUAACGUUACGUAGCAAUAUCAGUUA
Molecule: messenger RNA, 1620 nt
Organism: Beta vulgaris subsp. vulgaris (sugar beet)
Lineage: Eukaryota; Viridiplantae; Streptophyta; Magnoliopsida; Caryophyllales; Amaranthaceae
Exons: 6
Coding region: 149-1087 (312 amino acids)
Source: RefSeq, a predicted model, not a curated record